Molecule: messenger RNA, 4821 nt
Organism: Candidula unifasciata
Lineage: Eukaryota; Metazoa; Mollusca; Gastropoda; Stylommatophora; Geomitridae
Source: the annotation of a GenBank genome assembly
AUGUGUGGUUCUAAUCUUGGAAAUAAUAAAUACAAGUAUUCCAGCAAACUAUCACCACCCCUUGUGGCAUCAUCACCAACUGUGUCACUGACCAGUCUUGAUCCUCAAAUGGCAGCGGUUAUGUCGUCCAUACAACUAGGACUCAUGUCUAGGGUAAAAAUGUCACCCAGUCCUCAGGAGGCAUCCGUGAAUUAUAACUCACUGCCAGAUGCUGGUCAGCAUGAUGACCAGCCAUUAGACUUAUCCAGAAAGCCAAAUAAGACAUCCUCAAACAAAGCUGCAGCUUCAACAAAUUUUGCUUCCUUGUCCACACCUGUCACAACCACCUCCACCACAAAUGGCUUCUCUAGUCUUCAGAGCUUGCAGCAGCGAUUCGGUGGGGAUUAUCCUUUAGGACUGUCACACAAAUCAGCUCUGCAGUCAUACCAUUGCACUUCCCAUGCACUGUCCUUGACAAAUGACACAAAUAUGCGCCCAGGAAUUGGCAAGUCAAAGUCUGAUCUCCGAUUAGAUAAUCUGGAUAAACAGGACUUAGCAAGAGCUUCAGAUGUAUCUCCUAUGCACAAGGGAGGUGGUUCCAGGCAUACCUCACCCAUGCUGCCAGAUGAAUCUGCUGCUGCUGAAAUGGGAGGAAAGCACACAAUUCACCGGUGUUCUUGUCAAAAGUCGUUCAGUACCUUGUAUGCUUUGAGCUUACAUCUUCAGGAAACAGGUCACACCCCAGGAAGCAGCAAGUCUGCAUCCCUAAUGGAUUACCCAAAGUUGGUGAGGGGUCAAGACAUGUGGCUCAACCAGGAGUCGGAGCAAACUCGUCGCAUCCUUCGCUGUAUGCAGUGUGGCGAGUCCUUCAAAUCUCUGCCACUGUUGACUGUACACAUGAUGCAGACCCAGCAUUACACAAAGAUUGUCACUUCAGAUCAUGGCAGGAGGUCUCACAAAUGUUCUACUUACUGUGACAGAGAACUGGACAAAGAGUGUAUCUUUAAAUGCAAAGUCUGCCAUGAAGCUUUCACUGAUAUGGAAGGGCUUGCAAAUCAUAUGAUAGUUUCAGGUCAUCAUAAGAAGCAGUCAUCACGCCAUAUUCCAAGUACUGCAGACCUGCCUUCUGACUCCUCCUCCUCAUCAAUAGUCAGACAGGGAAGACGCAAACGGUUUUUACCUGAUGACAUUGCCUCAGCUGCUAUUUCUGGAACCAGCGCCUCCACAGUUGCCUCAUUGUUGGAGUACAGGCAAAAACAAGCAAUGAGCAUGAUGAAUGGUUUUCACGCUGAGAUGAAACCUAGAGCAAGAUCACCAGAGGCACAGAGAUUGUUUCCGUGUGAUAGCUGUGGUAAAAGUGUGGGCCCAGGUGAUUUUGAUUCUCAUGUCAGAGCCUGCUUGAGACAUAGAGCGGAAGUUAUUGACGCCCUCAAGAACAAGCUGGCUGUUGAGGAAGCACUUUUAUCAAGAUCUGAAAGUAAGCUACUCAGGUCAGGGUUCAAACUAUCCUCACUCUCGGGCCAGCGAGAAAAUGUGUCAGUCAUUGCUGGCUCCAGAGGUAAAGAGUCAUUUCUAAGUGAUGACUAUGAGAAAAACUGUGAGAAGAAUCUUGAUGAUAACCACAUGAGUUUCCACAGUCAGAUCAAAUCAGAGAAUGAGAACACUUGUGCUGGUCAAAAACACAACUCGGGUGUGGUAGAACAAGAAACUUUAUCAAAGACUGGCGAGCCCAAUGCUAAAACUUGUGAUCUAACAGAAGUGCCUCUAAAAACAUGGCAUUGUUCUAACGGUGAGUCCAGACAUGUGGCAGUUAAGGAAGAGGAUGCUAGUCCAGGUAGUCUGAAUGUUAAAACAUCUCAGCUGCCAGUAGCAGAUGUCAGCUGCAAUAAUCACCAGUUUGCUAAAAGAGAAAGUCCUGGUCAAGAGAUACCACAAGAGGGAAAAUCUACACUGAGUCCUGGAGUUGGAGAGAAAAGAAAACUUUCAGAAAUGGACUCAGAGAAGGAAGAUUGCAACAGUGUGAGGAAGAAGGAUAGACUGGGUGCAGACUUUAUCCAAGAGUUUACUGGGAAACCUGUAGACUUUACCUCUUCUGCCUUACAUAAGCUUGAUAUGUUUUCACGCGGAUUAACAUUUUCUCCACCCAAAAGAACCAUUUCACCUGAAUCCAAAUCACAUUCACAUCAGUCAUCCAGAGCUUCAAAGAAAAAGGAGUCCACUUCAUCCAUAACCAGAUCUCCUCAACCUGUCCCUGCCUCUCCACUUUCACAGGCAAAAACAGAAUUCUGGGGCACAGAAUCAUCUUCAUCCGCAUUAGAAGCAAUGGAAUCAUUUAUCCACAAAAGUUUCAGUGUCAAGUCGGAUUUACGCUCGUCCAACUUAGCUUCCAUGUUCAGCCCAUUUCGAAAUUGCUUCCCCCUUCCAGGAACCUUGCCAGGACAGAGCGUUAUGGUGCCAGAGUCAUCAGACAGGGCCUUUUCUCACUUUGCCAAAUUCUCAAAAUUCUUCAGAAUGGUCCCAGGUAUACCACAGUUUCCCGAAACAGUUCAUUCAGUAGAUAAUAAAAAAUUAGAAGGGGUACAAUCUCAACUGCCAUCACCAUCGCUGUCUGAACCUCGAUCGGUAAUCCCCCAAGACAAAUCUGUCUUUCUCAAUAAAAAAAGCACCACGAACAAACCAAAUAACAUAUCGCCCACGAUCAAAGUCCCUGUGGUGAAGUUCGCUUCAGAUGCUGCACCUGGAAAUAACCAUACUCAUAGAUUCUCAGAGAGCAGAAAUAUAGACAAUGCUUCCAUUUCCAGGAAAUAUAAGUACAGUAAUGUUAAUGCAGUGGCCAGUUUAAACUCUUCCAUCAGAAACCAGAUCCACUCCCAAGAUUUACCUCAGUCCUCGGAUAAACGGGAUGCAUGGAUUGAUGAUUUGGGGCAUUCUAAGCUGGAAGACAUGAUGAUUCUUCAACCUGACUUUGACAGAUCUCUAGAUGAACCAAAGAGGAAAAGAAGAAGUGAAGGCAUAUUUGAUCAAGAAGAUGGUAAAUCAAAGAUGAGAAACAUUAAACUUGAGGAUGAAUUUACAGAUGAAAGAGAUGAGAGACAUGUGAAUGAUGAGACUGAGGGUAAGAUGAAUGAAGAGAGUAGUUCUUCGCCUGAAGAGGCUCACAAAUGUCAUGAAAAAGUUGAGAUUUCUCAGUUUAUUUUAUAUGAUGAUAAUUUAAAAUCGGAAUCUGCAACAGUCUGCAUGCCAGAAAAGCUGACAGAUGUCACAGAAGAGAUGUCAAUUGAUAGAAUGAAACAUGAAAGGGCAAAUGACUCCAUAAAAGAGGGCUCUAAAGACUCUAAUGUUCGAGAUUCAUCACUAAAGAAGAAACCCAUAUGUGAAGAACUGGAAGCAAAGAAUGAAAAAGACAUGCAUGAAAAUUUACUAGUAACAGAUGGUAAGGUGGACAGUUUGGAUCAUCAUGCAGACAAGAGCAUCAAGGAGGAAGCUGGUGACAAUAAUGAAAGCUGGCAUUCCUCUAAGCCUUCUCUCAACAUCAGGUAUAACGAGGAAGUCGAUGUACAAGGAAGAAGUGAAGAUGCUGCUGAUGACCUACCUGCUUUCGCUAAUCGGUUAUCUUUUCUGCGGAAGAAGAGCUGGUUUGAAAAUGUGAACAGAGAGUCUGAUGAAAGUAACUGUAACAAUUGUGAUGGAGAUAUUGACACUGAUGAUGAUGAUGAUGUUGCUAGUGGUGAUGAUGGGGAUGAUGCAGCUAUUAGGAGUGGAUUAGUAAUAAUGAAAAGGAACAAAGAGAGAAGAAAGAUCAGAACACGGGAAAUAGAUUCAAUUAGAGGAAGUCUAAAUACUGCAGAACAGCUUCACACCAAUAGUAUACUUCACAAUCAGUCUGAGGUUGUUGCUGUAAAAGUUGAAGAUAAUGCUGGUGAUGUUGAUAAGGAGCAAAAAAAUAAUGAACCUACAUGUUCUGAAGAGUAUGUUGAAAAAACAGAUAGUGUAAAAAUCAUGAAUUCCUUGAGAAAGCAACCACACGACCUCAGUGAUAAUGUAAGUAAUGAGGAAGAAAAACAGGAGUGUAACCUCAAAAAAGAAGAAUCAAAUCAACAGGAACGUCACAAAAGAUAUGGGUCAGAAUUCCACUUUGGCAGAAAAUGCAGCACAGCAUUGAAACCAUCAGGGAAGGAGAAUGAAGCAGCUGUGGAUCCUAACGGCGAGCUGCAUGUGCUGAAAACACCAGGUAGUGAUAGCAUGGACAAGUCAACAAAGUUGCCAGAAGACAAUCCUGUAUUUAGCCAGCUUGCCAGCAAGAACUCGGGAGAUGGGGACAAGCAAGAGAAGAAGUCAGCUUUAGACUCCUUAAGUUCAUUUGUAUACAGCCAGCCACUGACCAGUGAACAUCCUUUGGACAGUCUACACAGACUGUUGUCCACUAAUGACCUCACACACCUCACAGCCGAUCCUCACAAAUAUUUAGCAGUUGCUCCCAGUAAGUGUUUAACUGUGGACAUCUCAGCACCUCUCAACCUGACUUCCAAAGGAGGAGGUGUCAAUGCUAGCAGUGGGGGAUGUAGCAGUGAUGAGAAUGAGGAGAGCGAUCCAGCUGCUACUGAAGGUGGCGCUAGCGAAGGAGAUCUCCGAGAGUACAAGUGUGCAGCUUGUAAUAGAAAAUUUGCUUCCAAAGGCUCAUAUCGCUAUCACCUGAGCAGAUGUCAUUUAUCCAGUGUUAAAAAAUAUGGGAUUAAAGAAGCUUUUAACAUGAGCCCAUAUGUGUACUUACCUUUAGAUCACACAGCAAAAUUCUCCAAGUAUUACCAGCUGGCCCAUGAACUUGCAAAUAAAGGCAAAUAA